AUGGACGGCGAAGACCUAACCCGGUACAGAGAGGCCUCGGAGGCCAUAUUCAGCGGAGGAACCCUGCUUGAGGCACAAACAGGACUCGAGAUCUCUCUCAACGUCGACGGCAACACUACCAGCGGCAGUGGCGGCAGCGGUGUCGGAAACGGCGAGCAAGGAACAGACAGCAACGGCAACAUGGUCAACCACAGCCACAAUACCGCCAAUCCUCGCGGGGGUAUGCCAUCGGCACAGCACCCGGGCCGAUCGACACCGCCGAGAGUCACCGAAUCAUCGCAGCUAGCCCAGGCGGGGCGAUUGGUUCCAACAGGGGAGUAUCAAGGCACGAGUCAGGACAGCACCGGGUCUGUGGAAAGUGGUAGGGGCUUGAGGAACGCUCCCGUGUCGUCGGAAAUUGGCAGCAGCAGCGUCGGCGGCAGCAAGCACGCGUUGAGCGGGCCGGAGGACGGGGACUCACGAGGCGGCGGCGGCGGCGGCGGCGGCUCCGGCAGUGGGGGCACCGCCGGCGUUGUUGAGGGGGCGGGAGGGGGGUGUCGGUGCGGAUGUCACGAGAGGUUGUCAGCAGCGAGCGCGUUCGCUGAGCGCGUGAGGAAAGGGCUCUUCAUAGCGGUCGGAUACACGUGCAGCGCGGGGAUAGGGUGUUCGAAGAUGACGGCAAAGCUCGCCGGGGAGCUGCACAAGCCCGACCAGCAAACGACCAUUCUUCCAGAGCACGCCAUGUCCAUGAUCACGCAGCUCCCGCUCCGCAAGCUGCCGGGUUGCGGGUACUCGACGUGCGCCAAGAUUAAGACCGAAUUCGGUAUCACGGAGAGCCGCCAACUACAGGGGGCCCCGUGGCCUCUUCUCGUCAAGGCAGUGGGUACCAAGCUCGCGAGGGUCCUGUUCCUGCUGUGCAGGGGAGAAGACUCCACCCCUGUGUUGCCGUCGGUUCGGCCCAAGACCAUGAGCGACGAGGACUCCUUCAAGCGUGGUACCGUCCGAUCGCGACGUCAGGUGGAGCACCACGUCCGCCGCCUCGCCAUCCCGCUCCUGAAGCGCGCCGGGGAACGCGCACGCCUCCACAAGGAGGCCCCGGAAACCCUGCGGUUCGGGUUCCGCCGCGCUAGCAAGGGGUACGGCGUCCGCGUGUCCCGCCAGUGCCCGGUGUCUUCCGGCGUCGCGGCGGCGUUCGCAGUUCUGCCGCCGGCAGCGGCAGCAGCGGUGGUGACGGGAGCGUCCGCCGCCGGGACCCGACAGAAGCAGCAGCCCGAGACUGCGGCGACAGAGGCAGCCUUGUCCGAGGCGGUGAGGCUGGUGAUGGCGCUGUUCGACAAGAUGGUCCACCCGGAGGAGGAGGAGAAGGGGACACUGGAUCUGACGCUGCUCUCCGUAGGCCUCGCCGGGUUUCGAGGCCUUGGAGGCGGGGCGCAGUCGGGGAUGGCAAGAUAUCUCGAGGCGCCUCAGCCCUCACGUCCAACGGGCGGCAGCAGCGGCCCCGCCCGAAGCAGCACCAGCCAAACAAAGACACGUGGCAACAAUGAAGGAGCCGCUGCUUUCGACAGUACUGCCGCCGCCCACAGCACAGGCAGUGCUUUGCCUUCCCCCCAACUACCUCUUCGUGACAAACGAAGCUCCUCGCCCGCCCCCGCGAGCUCAAAUUCCAUGGACCGUCCCCGGCUAGACGGCAACAACUCCCCCGCCGGUCUGUCGGCUCCGGCUCCUCGGUUAUGCACCUCCGAACCUCGAUCUGUAGCGGCAGUGGCUGCUUCCGGCGCGGCUAUCAACGGUUCUACGGUAGAUUCAGCUACCGCCGCAGCAGCCGUAACAUCUGGCGGAGAUGGUGAAUCGUCACGAGCGGCGGCGGCGUCGGGGAAGAAACGCCGCCUCCGGCCUGUGGAAAACCCGUACCGCGUAGCACAGCCGCAGCGGCGGCAAGAGCGGCACCGACAUCGUGAAGGAGGGGGGGGCACGCAGACGCCGCGAUUGGAGCGGGACGGGCUAGGCGAUCGACUUGUGAAUGAAACAGCAGCAGCAGCAGCAGCGGCGGCAGCAACAACAUCAGGACCAGCGACUUCUGUAAGCCGAGCCGAUGCUGACGGCGGUGCCAGUGAACACGACGAAUGGUACGGAGCGGAGGUGCUGGUCGUCGGGGAAGGGGGACGCACGGUGGUGGGACGGGGGGGCCUGGAGUGGUGUGGUCCUUGCGGGGCGCACGUGCUACGCUCAGACAGGGAGGAACACGCCUCCUCGGGUUUUCACCAGGCCCGCGUACAGCGUUCAAGGUUAAGGCUUCAGAAGUGA
Ectocarpus siliculosus is the source of this 2283-nucleotide messenger RNA. The record is from the annotation of a GenBank genome assembly. NCBI's taxonomy places the organism in Eukaryota, Phaeophyceae, Ectocarpales, Ectocarpaceae.